This is a messenger RNA of Dictyostelium purpureum, 883 nucleotides long. RefSeq lists its product as uncharacterized. Bases 81 to 788 code for a protein of 235 amino acids. NCBI's taxonomy places the organism in Eukaryota, Evosea, Eumycetozoa, Dictyosteliales, Dictyosteliaceae. The record is from RefSeq and is a predicted model, not a curated record. The transcript has 2 exons. Gene Ontology annotation, molecular function: protein binding. Gene Ontology annotation, cellular component: cytoplasm.
GAUUAUUUAAUUUAUUAAAUUUUAAAAUAUUUUAUUUGUAUCAGAUAUAAUUAAAUUUAUAUUACAUAUACUAUAAGAAAAUGAAGAACUUUAUGAAAAAAAUGGAUCAAGUUAAACAACAAACCAUGGAAAAAAUGGGAAAUAAAGAAUCACAAGCCGAUAAUGACGCCACAAAAGAACAAAAAGAUAAAUUAAGAGUAAUCAAAACCGAAUAUAAAGAACUCUAUACAGUUGGUAAAAUCUAUGCUCAAGAAACUGAAAAAUCAACACAACAAGGUUCACAAUUUGCAGAUGCAUUAGCACAAUUUGGAUCAACCUUUUUAUCAGAUGAACAAGUUGGUGUUUGUUUAAAGAAUGUUGGUGUUCAAUUAAAAUCAGUCGAACAAUCACGUCAAAAUUGUAAUGUUAAUUCAGUUCAAUGUUUAGUUAAUCCAAUCGGUAAAUUCCAAGAUAGCGAAAUUAAGAAAGCCAGAGAUACUAAACACAAACAAGACCAAGUUCGUAUUAGAUAUGAUACUGCUUUAGAUAGAUUAAAUGAAGCAAAGAAAAAGAAUGAAGCCAACUCACUUAAAGUUAAAGGUCUUGAAAACGAAUGCGAAGAAAUUAAAGUUGAAUAUGAUGCUGUUACUGCUGAAUUUAAUCAAGUCAUGGAACAACUCAAUAUCGAAAUGAACAAACAACUUGUUGCCCAACUUCGUGAAUAUACUCUUCAACAAUUAGCCUUCUAUAAACAAGCCUCUGCCUUAUGGGCUGAAACUGCCGAACUCUUAGAAGACUUCCGUGGUUAAAUAAUAAAUAAAAAAAUAAAAAAACAAUAAUAAUAACAACAAUAAUAAACUUUUUAAAAAAUAAAAAAAUAAAAAUAACUACUUAUUUAUUUUAG